This is a messenger RNA of Spodoptera exigua (beet armyworm), 1548 nucleotides long. Lineage: Eukaryota; Metazoa; Arthropoda; Insecta; Lepidoptera; Noctuidae. The record is from the annotation of a GenBank genome assembly.
AUGAGGCACCGCGACCUCGGCCCAGAGCAGGAGAAGGAACGGGGGGGUUUUAGUCAUUUCUAUGCGUUCGUAUCAACUAAACGACACGACACGACACGACACGACACGACACGACACGACACGACACGACACGACACGACACACACACGACACGACACGACACGACGACACGACACGACACGACACGACACAAGUCAAAAGUCAAAAGUCAAAAGUCAAGAGUCAAGAGUCAAGAGUCAAGAGUCAAGAGUCAAGAGUCAAGAGUCAAGAGUCAAGAGUCAAGAGUCAAGAGUCAAGAGAGUCAAGAGUCAAGAGUCAAGAGUCAAAGAGUCAAAGAGUCAAAGAGUCAAAGAGUCAAAGAGUCAAAGAGUCAAAGAGUCAAAGAGUCAAAGAGUCAAAGAGUCAAAGAGUCAAAGAGUCAAAGAGUCAGUCAAAGAGUCAAAGAGUCAAAGAGUCAAAGAGUCAAAGAGUCAAAGAGUCAAAGAGUCAAAGAGUCAAAGAGUCAAAGAAAAACCCCCCCCCCCGUCGUCUUAUUCGAUUUGCAGGCCUCGAGGCGGCGGCGCCGUGUUCCGCGCGCGCCUCAUAGUGGAGUCCUGCGGACGGGGCCCGCCUUACCAUCUGGCGGGCCAAUACCCGUCGGGGGGUUGCGACGAAUGCUUCGGCGAUACCCGCCCCUCCGACACAUGGGUGGUAAGUAGGUCCACAAGGGUACCACCAGGCGUGAUGCGUGUUUAUUAUCACAGGGAUAGCAAGCAUAAGUCAAAGUUAAAAGAUGACAUUUAUGAUCAGCCCGUUAACUUGAUGAAUAAGAAGUCCCCACAUGCUAAGGAGGAGCCUUCAGACGUUCGAGGAGAAACAAACCCUGAUCCCUGGUCUCCGUUCGAUUUCUCCAAGUUCGACAAAUACCUGAACGAUUACAAGGAUGGCGACAAGCAAGAUACCUCACCUGAGCACAACCGCAUCAAACGAAGAGCUCGGAACGUGAGAAAAUUCAGUACGAUGCUGGGGCCACAGCUUCGGGAAAGACCACACCACUACACCUACCCUGAACCAGUCAAAGACCGUAUAAUGGAAUUCACCACCACGACAAAAAAACCUGGCAUCAUGCCGGACCAGAUGAACCCUGGAGUGAUAUUUAGAGUGCGAAUGUCGGAUGCCAUUCUUCGCAUUAAACAGCGGAUGUACGAAGACCCAGAGAGGCAUAUAGAAGCUGAUAUAAUCUACACGAAUCUGAUUAAAAAGGUGGUUAUGGAUGAGAUAACCAAGUUCCACAACCUGCUCUUGAUGUACAAGACAGAUAAGAGUAUAAAGGAGCACUUAGGAGAAUGUGGAGGAAGGAUCUAUAAGUUCAUUAGCUACAUGACCAUUAAAGUUCAUAUUUAUUGUCUGUUUGACGCUCUGUGGAUUGAUGGUAACCCAUAUGUGAUUGGUGAUGAGUAUUCCGUCACUCCAGUUGAAGUCCCUCCGAUGUUGCAGUGUGAUGCAGCGGAAUGCAAUUCUAUAGUGUUCGUUGACUCAAUCACUGAGCCUAAAGAUGUUGAGGAGUAA